Molecule: messenger RNA, 585 nt
Organism: Scaptodrosophila lebanonensis
Lineage: Eukaryota; Metazoa; Arthropoda; Insecta; Diptera; Drosophilidae
Product: larval cuticle protein A2B-like
Exons: 3
Coding region: 1-585 (194 amino acids)
Cellular component (GO): extracellular matrix
Source: RefSeq, a predicted model, not a curated record
AUGGCAUUCAAGUUCGUCGCUCUUCUUGCCCUCAUCGCCGCCGCCAGCGCAGGUGUCUUGCCCGCCGCUCAGGUGUACCAUGCCGCUCCAGCUGUGGCCACCUACCACCAUGCCGCUCCAGCUGUGGCCACCUACCACCAUGCCGCUCCAGCUGCCGUUGUCAAGACUGUGGCACAGCCCGUGUACGCCAAGGCUGCCGAGGAAUACGAUCCCCAUCCCCAGUACAAGUUCGCCUACGAUGUCCAGGACUCGCUCUCCGGCGACUCCAAGAGCCAGGUGGAGGAGCGCGAUGGUGAUGUCGUUCGUGGCGAAUACUCUCUGAUCGAUGCUGAUGGCUACAAGCGCACCGUUCAAUACACUGCCGAUCCCAUCAACGGCUUCAACGCUGUGGUGAACCGCGAACCCCUCGUCAAGGCCGUUGCUGCUGCCCCAGUUGCCCACUACGCUGCCCCCACAGUCGUGAAGACCGUCGCACCUGUUGCCCACUAUGCUGCCCCAGCUGUGGCUCACUAUGCUGCCCCCGCUGUGGCUCACUAUCGCCCCCGCCUACACCACCUACCAUCACUAAAUGCCAUUUGUUGUUGA